Molecule: messenger RNA, 1972 nt
Organism: Labeo rohita (rohu)
Lineage: Eukaryota; Metazoa; Chordata; Actinopteri; Cypriniformes; Cyprinidae
Gene: smpdl3b
Product: sphingomyelin phosphodiesterase acid like 3B
Exons: 9
Coding region: 236-1609 (457 amino acids)
Biological process (GO): sphingomyelin catabolic process
Molecular function (GO): sphingomyelin phosphodiesterase activity
Source: RefSeq, a predicted model, not a curated record
UAAAGCUUCCGUUUCAUUUUAGCACCGAGCCACUACUGUAUGAACAUUUCAGUCAUGCCUUCAGAAUAGUAGUACACUAAAAUAGAAUGCUGACUGCAUAGCAAAGGACCGUUACAACUGUGGAACAGAUUUAUGUUUAUAGACGGCUGUGGAGUGAAUGUCUUGAUGCAGGAUAACAGCAGUCAGAUCAGAUCAGAGUCUCUGGAUCUCUCACACGCGUUUGAAGAAUCUCACAAUGGCUGGUGUUUGGAGCAUUAUUCUUCUCAGCAUUUUCAUCGUCUCUGAUAGAAGUAACGCAAUGAGAGGCUAUUUUUGGCACAUCUCAGACCUCCACUGGGAUCCUUCUUACGAUUUAGGGAGUACCUCGGCAUCAAAAUGUGCUUCUAGUGGAGACCGUCCGACCCCAAACGCAGGCAUUUUUGGAGAUUAUUCCUGUGACUCUCCAUGGACUCUGAUAAACUCAACACUAAACGCCAUGAGAGACAUCAUGCCUAAUCCGGACUUCAUCAUCUGGACCGGAGAUGAUACGCCUCAUGUGCCCAAUGAACAGCUGGGAGUCGAACCUGUCCUGCGUAUAAUCGGCAAUCUCACCCACAUCAUAAAAACGACUUUUCCUAAAACCAAGGUGUAUUCUGCAAUGGGAAAUCAUGACUACCAUCCAAAGAGCCAAAUGCCUCCAGAAAAAAACAACAUUUAUGAGCAAACCGCAAACAUGUGGCACGACUGGCUACAUUCUACAUCAAAAGAAACCUUUAAAAUAGGUGGAUAUUACACAGAAAAGUUGCUAAAUCAAACUGGCCUCAGAGUUGUGGUCCUAAAUACGAAUCUCUAUUACGAUCAGAACAAACUCACAGAAAACAUCAAAGACCCUGCAGACCAGUUCAGCUGGGCCGAUAAAGUGCUUCAGGAUGCAGCUAAAAAUAAUGAGAAGGUUUACAUUAUUGGCCACGUCCCACCAGGGUUUUUUGAGAAGAAGCGAGAUAAAGCCUGGUUCAGAAAAGAGUUUAAUAAGCGCUAUAUAGAUCUCAUACAGAAGCACAGCGCUGUAAUACAGGGCCAGUUCUUCGGUCAUCAUCACACUGACAGCUUCCGCAUGUUCUACAGCUCAAAAGGAUCUCCCAUAAGUACGAUUUUCGUGACUCCAGGCGUGACACCCUGGAUAACAACAUUGCCUGGUGUCAUAAAUGGUGGAAAUAAUCCUGGAAUUCGCAUGUUUGAGUAUGACACCAAAACACUUUUGGUCAAGGAUAUGUUCACCUACUAUAUGAACCUGACAUACUCAAACAAGGUACAUGAGCGCUGGGAGAAGGAGUACCGGCUGACGGAGGCGUUUCGUGUGCCGGACGCCUCUCCCGCCUCCAUGCACAGCGUGAUGGAGCGGAUAGCCAGCGACAAGUGUUAUCUGCAGAAGUACUACGAGUUCAACUCUGUGAAUUAUGACCUGACAGAGUGCAACGCUGACUGCCGCAUCGAUCACGUGUGCGCGGUGAGGGAAGUGGACUUUGAGGCCUAUGAGAAGUGCGUGGUGAAGGAGGGAGGAUCAUCCACUGCUCCAGUGCUGUUUACUUUGCUGCUGUCACUGAUUCUGAGCCUGCUGUGCUUAAACUGAUCACAGAACAUCAGCAUUUUAUUUUUCUUACAAUAUUGAGAGCUGAUCCCUCCAGACCAGUGCAUGAGUGUGAAUGAAAUGUACUUACCAGUAUUUAAAGCACUUAAGCUUUUAAUGUUCUUGAUCUAGUAUGAUUUCUUUAUAUUUAUUGAACUCUCUUAAAGCAGUAGUUCACCUCAGGGUCCUGAACAUUCUGCAGAACGUCAUCUUUUGUGUUCCACAGAAAUUUGAAGUGACAUGAAGGUAAAUUAAAAAAUUACACUCGUCUUUUCUUCUUAAUUGUGACUUACUGUAUAUCUGAGUGAAAUGGCAUCUCUGCAAUAACACCGCAGUACUAUAUUAAAAUAAGAAUUGUCAACGAAA